UUGUUUAAAAAAGACAGAUGGUAAAUAUAAAAGCCCCAAUUUAAACUUUCAAACAAUCAACUCUGAAACCAUGAAGACAACUUGUGUGUAUUUGCUCCUCGGGCUGGUGCUGAUGGGGAUCUGGGAUUCUGAAGCUGAGUCUCCUGGGCCUCCAAUCCCUGCUAUCUGCUGCUUUUCCUUCAUUGGGUUUUCAAUUCCAGCCAAUAAAAUUAAAAGUGCUGUGAAAACAAACCCAUAUUGUGUAAAAGAAGCUGUAGUGUCAGUCACAACUGAAAGGGGCAACAGCUUUUGUGUGAAACCAGACGAGCCUUGGUUGCAAGCAAUAAUAAGCAAUAAUAAAGAUUCAUAAAUAUAAAAUAAACUUUGAUCAGUUUGAAUGAUCACUUUAUUCUGUACACCUGCCCUUUCUUACAAAAUACACUUCACUAAAUGAUGCAAUAAAUGAUAUUGUACUCAAACUGUGCUCAAAUCAACAAAUUUGCUGUUAAUGAAUAUUAAAACAGAAGCUUAAAACGG
This is a messenger RNA of Triplophysa dalaica, 516 nucleotides long. RefSeq names its product C-C motif chemokine 24-like. Bases 71 to 349 code for a protein of 92 amino acids. Gene Ontology annotation, cellular component: extracellular region. Gene Ontology annotation, biological process: chemokine-mediated signaling pathway; inflammatory response; immune response. The transcript has 3 exons. The record is from RefSeq and is a predicted model, not a curated record. NCBI's taxonomy places the organism in Eukaryota, Metazoa, Chordata, Actinopteri, Cypriniformes, Nemacheilidae. Gene Ontology annotation, molecular function: chemokine activity; CCR chemokine receptor binding.